AUGGCUGUCUGCGUAGACACUGACGUUUCCGAUUUGAAAAAAUCUAAAACACUGAACGUCUCAAACGUCUCAAAGGCAUGGAAGGAACUCGGGCCAAAGAAGGCGGGAAAGCUUUUGAGUCGCAUUAAAGAGGUGGGAGAUCAACAAGUGGAUAUCAUGAAGGAUAGCGCGAGCAGAACUAAACGACAGGCUCCCAAUGAUAAAACCUACCCUGGUAAAAGAUGGCCAUAUGUCGUCAAUUACACUCUCGACAAUGGUUUAGAUAACAAGACCAAAGAGGCCUUCAAGAAUGCAACGUAUUUAUGGAUGAACGACACGUGCAUUGACUUCAUGGAAGAUCUAGCUGAAGAAUCUGAGGAUAUGAUCCUUGUGUAUAAACAUGAUGGAUGUUGGGCAGAGGUCGGCAGACACGGAGGGUGGCAGCUAAUUUCCCUCGGCGAAGACUGUAAUACGGUACCGAAUUUGAGAAGCUUUACGUCGAUGUCAUGGUGUCCUCUGUCCUUCUCCGAGUUUACCAGAAAACAAACGCAACAGUUUCCUGAAUUCUUCUGA
Messenger RNA from Ostertagia ostertagi, 552 nucleotides. Lineage: Eukaryota; Metazoa; Nematoda; Chromadorea; Rhabditida; Trichostrongylidae. The record is from the annotation of a GenBank genome assembly.